AUGAAGCCCGAAGAGAACGAUAAAGAGGACGAGGAUUGUGCUUUUUUGGAAAAGGUUUUGGACUCAUUAUACGAUUUUGGCGGUGGGGCGGUGAAAAAAAAGAAAAAGAAAAGGCAGAAAAGAUGCGGGCAAAAAGCCGGUCCAGAAGAUGCUGCUACCGUCUGCAGUGUCAAUGAAGACCAAGAAGCUGGACAAGAGUUCUCGGAGAUGACCGUUGAGAGUGAAGGUCCAGCAGUGACACAGGUGGAGGUGGUGUCCUUCCACGAUCCCACCAAGAGACAAAAAAAGACCAAACAGAUGCCUGAAAUCAAUGAAACACUUCCGCUGGAGAUUUCCAAAAAAGAGCCCAACGCUCCACAACAGGGUCUCAGUUUGGAGAAGGCUCGAUUGGAGGUGCAUCGCUUCGGCAUUACGGGCUACAAGAAGGAACAGCAGCGAGUCUUUGAGGAAGAGCGAGCCAUUAUGUUGGGUGCACGACCUGCAAAGAAGAAGUAUUUGAACUACAAGGUGCUGCAAGAACAAAUAAAAGACAAGAAAAAUAAAGUGAAAGAGGAGGUGAAGACGGACUUAAAGAAAAAGAAGACUCAACCAAGCAGGGACAAGAAGUCAACGGCGUCGUCCUCGGCACCAACGGGUCAAGUUGGCCGCUUUAAGGAUGGCAUGCUGAUUCUAAGCCCCAAGGAGAUCAAGACCAUCAAGGGCAAGAUGGGACGCAAAUGA
This is a messenger RNA of Nerophis lumbriciformis (worm pipefish), 720 nucleotides long. The record is from RefSeq and is a predicted model, not a curated record. Lineage: Eukaryota; Metazoa; Chordata; Actinopteri; Syngnathiformes; Syngnathidae.